AUGCGAGAUCUAUCCCAUCAGCAGAUACUCGAAGCUGAAAGACAAAAAGUUUCUAUGUAUCUUUCACUUCAAAAUCGCAUUAUCAUUAAUAUAAGUGGAGUUCGCUUUGAGACAUAUAAGUCUACUCUGGAAGCCUAUCCAAAUACGUUGUUAGGCAAUGCAGAGCGACGCAAAUAUUAUUAUGAUAAUAUUCUUGAUGAAUAUUUCUUUGAUCGUCAUCGAGGAUGUUUUGAAGCUAUUCUCUAUUAUUAUCAAUCGAAGGGUCGAUUACGUAGACCAAAUUUGGUACCACUCGAUACAUUUCUUGAAGAAAUCACAUUUUUUGAUUUGGGUCAAGAUGCUUUUGCUCAAGUGCGCAAAGAUGAAAAUUUGAAAGAGGUUGAAAAAACUCAAUUACCUCGAAAUCGUUGCCGUCGCAUUUAUAAUAGUUUUGCAUUAUUGCGCGUUCUUCGAUGUGCUCGUAUAUUUAAAUUUUAUCGAGUUUUUAAAAAUAUCAAAACCAUGCGUGUUCUUGUCGUGACCGUAAACGAAUCGAUGCCCGAUUUCCUAGUUUUAGCAGUCACAUUGAUGCUAAUGGCCUUUCUCUUUGGUACAGCUGUCUACCUCAUCGAGGGUACAAAUGAUAAUUCGGCUUUGGACUCCAUACCGAAAGCUACCUAUUGGGGUAUUGUGACACUCACUAGUGUUGGCUAUGGUGAUAUAGUGCCGGUCACAGCUCUCGGACGUCUGACUGCUAUUAUAUGUGCAUUGAGUGGUGUGGGAACUAUUGGAACAACUGGAUUCGACUUUAUGCUGCAUCGUUUAUGUUUGUGUUUACAAAAACAAAUAAAACGCAAACGUUUAAACGAUAAUGUUACAACAACUUAUACUGGAUUUAUAGCACAACAUGGGCGAGCUUUUCAAUUGGUCGAAAGAUUUGGUUGUAUUAAUCUAGCUGAGCAAAAAUUUGAUAAUGGUAAACUUAUAUCAUUAUAA
Molecule: messenger RNA, 975 nt
Organism: Rotaria sp. Silwood1
Lineage: Eukaryota; Metazoa; Rotifera; Eurotatoria; Philodinida; Philodinidae
Source: the annotation of a GenBank genome assembly